This is a messenger RNA of Arabidopsis arenosa, 2538 nucleotides long. The record is from the annotation of a GenBank genome assembly. NCBI's taxonomy places the organism in Eukaryota, Viridiplantae, Streptophyta, Magnoliopsida, Brassicales, Brassicaceae.
UGAAUGCGAAACAAAUACGUACGAGGAAGAGAACGUGAAGCUCCUAUAUAUGUCUCGAGAGCUCACUGUAUCUCUUGCCGCCAUAGCUUCACAAGCUCUAACAUUUCCUCAGUUAAACCAAAUCCAUGCUCAGCUCAUCGUCUUCAAUUCCCUCCAUCGACAAAGCUACUGGGCUUCGCGUUUAAUCAGCUGCUGCACGCGCCUCCGUGCGCCGCCUUACUACGCGCGGCUCGUUUUCGAUUCAGUGACAUUUCCCAAUGUCUUCCUCGUCAAUUCGAUGUUUAGAUACUUAUCGCAGAUGGAUAUGGCGAAUGAUGCUCUUCGUCUCUACGAACAAAGAUCGCGUUGUGGGAUUAUGCCUGACGCUUUUUCUUUCCCUGUUGUGAUCAAAUCGGCUGGGAAAUUUGGGGUUCUGUUUCAAGCUCUUGUGGAGAAAUUGGGAUUUUUUAAGGACCCUUAUGUGAGGAAUGUGAUAAUGGAUAUGUAUGCGAAGCAUGAGUCAGUGGAGAGUGCACGUAAAGUGUUCGAUCAAAUUACUCAGAGAAUGGGUUCUGAUUGGAAUGUGAUGAUUUCUGGGUAUUGGAAAUGGGGGAACAAGGAGGAAGCUUGUAAAUUGUUUGAUAUGAUGCCAAAGAAUGAGAUUGAUGUGGUUUCUUGGACGGUGAUGAUUACUGGUUUUGCAAAGCUUAAGGAUUUGGAAAAUGCAAGGAGGUGUUUUGAUCGGAUGCCGGAGAAGAGUGUUGUUUCUUGGAAUGCUAUGCUUUCAGGUUAUGCCCAAAAUGGGUUUACUGAGGAAACUCUGAGAUUUUUUAAUGAUAUGUUGAGGCUUGGAGUUAGGCCAAAUGAGACCACAUGGGUUAUUGUUAUUUCCGCUUGUUCUUUCCGUGCUGAUCCUUCCCUCGCUCAUUCACUAGUAAAAUUGAUUGGUGAGAAGAGAGUCCGUUUGAAUUGCUUUGUGAAGACAGCAUUGCUUGAUAUGCAUGCUAAGUGCAGAGAUAUUCGAUCUGCUAGAAGAAUUUUCGACGAAUUAGGUGCGCAUAAGAAUCUUGUUACAUGGAAUGCUAUGAUUUCUGGCUAUACUAGAAUCGGUGAUUUGAAUUCGGCUAGGCAGCUUUUUGAUAUAAUGCCUAAGAGAAAUGUUGUUUCUUGGAAUUCGAUGAUAGCUGGGUAUGCUCACAACGGACAACCUGCACUAGCCAUUGAGUUUUUCGAAGAUAUGAUUGAUUAUGGAGAUUCCAAACCGGAUGAAGUAACAAUGAUUAGUGUUCUAUCAGCUUGUGGACACAUGGGUGAUCUAGAAUUGGGUGAUUGCAUUGUAGAUUACAUUGGUAAGAACCAAAUCAAGCUUAAUGAUUCAGGAUACAGGUCAUUGAUCUUCAUGUAUGCAAGGUGUGGAAACCUGUGGGAAGCAAAACGGGUGUUUGACGAAAUGAAGGAAAGAGAUGUUGUCUCUUAUAACACGUUAUUCACAGCUUUUGCAGCUAAUGGAGAUGGGGUUGAAACGCUGAAUUUACUCUCAAAGAUGAAAGACGAAGGCAUUGAGCCAGACCGUGUGACUUACACUAGUGUCUUGAGGGCUUGCAACCGUGCAGGAUUACUCGAAGAAGGCCAGAGAAUAUUCAAAUCAAUUAGAAAUCCAUCGGCGGAUCAUUAUGCUUGUAUGGAUGAUUUGUUGGGGGUGUUACUAGAUUGUCCGUUUCUGGAGCGAAACGAAGUAAAUGGAGAUGGUUUGACAUUCCUUGAUAUCUUAAGAAGCCAGGGACAAAACGAAGGUGGUUGGGACUUAAAUUUGGAACAAGUUGUUCUAACAACAGGGUACAAUGAGGCAACGUCUGAUUUUUCGAAAUCGCCAAUCACUUUCUGGAGAUACUGCUCCGCGAUCAUGAGAGGUUUAAGGUCUAACAUUUCAGAUGAAGCUCGUGGAGUCUUCCUGGUCGUAUGCACUUUGAUAAUAACAGCCACUUAUCAGACUGCCCUCCAGCCUUGCGAAUGCGGGUUCCGUGGUGGUGCAACAGACUUCUCCACAAGACGCAUUAGUUCUGACACUUCAGACGAAGCUCGAGGAGUUUUCUUGAUUAUUUGCACUUUGCUUAUCACAGCCACUUACCAAACCGCUCUCCAGCCUCCAGGAGGUGUAAACCAAUCCAAUGGUCAUGCGGUGAUGAAACACACAUUCUUCAUCGUCCUAUGGGUUUCUAACACUAAAGGCUUCUGCUGCGAGAUAUUCUACACCUUUUGUCUCUUACCAGCUAGAGGUUUGUUGACUCAAUGGUUUGUUUAUAUAGGAGCAUCUCUAAGCGUCUCUUACGCCCUCGCAAUGGCUGUAAGAGACAAAAUCAGCUCCACGAAGGAAAAAACCAGCUGCAAUAUAGAGUGUUUGUGAUAUCUUACACAUUCGUUGGUUAUACACUUAUACUUGUUCAACUGUAAUUCAAGUCUUAUAAUCCGUUCUAUGCCCAAGAUUAGUUAAAACCUAUGGUAGAGACCAACAAACCAUGAGAUGUCUUCUUGUUGGAGAAAUCAAUUAAACCAAUAUUU